CAAACGAGUCCAAAUGACGGUGCCAAUGUUCUUUGCGUGUUGACCAGCAGGAGGCAGUCUAGUUUCAAAGUGAAACACUGAAAAUCAUCUCGGGUGAGACUCGCAAAAGGAGGCGGUGCAAGUGAUGACGGAUGACUUUCUGAUUGAUUGAAAAGUUUGGAGUUUGCCCCCCCCCCUCCCACCCCUCCUUCCCACUGACUGAAUUUCUCUGCUCUACAAAGCCAACUCCGUUUCUGAGAGGCUUCACUCAUCACCAUCACAAGACAGGAGCACAUUUGGGAUUCGGCCAGCCGGCUCGUGGAUUUCCGCCUCCUCCGAUUUCCCUUUUUGGACGUCAUGGCCAAGUUUUGCGGGCUGCUGUGCGGUUUUGCGCUGGGCCUCCUGGGCUGGUUGGGCAUCUUGCUGGCCACCGCCAGCAACGACUGGCUCGUCCUGUGCAGGCACAGUCAACUGGCCACCUGCAGGAUGUUUGACAUCGUGAGGACCAGAGGCCCCUGGGCCGAAUGUUCCUCCAGCGUCUCCAACGGAAUGCAGACUUGCUUACCCUUCCAGAUUUUCGACCUGCCCGUUUACGCCCACGUGACCCGUGCCCUGAUGGUCACAGCUUCCAUCGUGGGCUUGGUUGCCGCGGUGAUGGUUGCCGUGUCGCUGCCCUGCAUCCGCCUGGGUAGCGGCGCCCAGACUUCCAAGAACAAGAGCGCCGCCGCUGGCGGAGUCCUCCUGCUCGCCGCCGGCUUCUGCGGGCUGCUUUCGACGGUGUGGUUCUUCAUCAGCGAGAACCUGAACGAGCAGGUGAUGUCCUUCGGCUUUGCGCUGUACGCCGGCUGGGUGGGCGCGGUCUUGUGCCUUUUGGCCGGCGUCAUCCUGACCUGCUGCUCCUCGCCAACGCCGGCGUCCCGCCCGUACCAGGACAACGGCAGAGUCUACUUUUCCAAGACGGCGGCGGAGAGCGCGCCGAGCGCCGCCGCCCCCGCUGCCGCGUCGGCCUCCUCGAAGCACACCAAGAGCGUCCACGUCUGAUGAGGUCAAAGGUGAAAUCACCUGUGAUUUGUUUUUAUUCAUCACCUUCUUGCUUGGCGUUUUCCAACAAGAAAGUGCGUAAAUGUUGAAAGCGUCAAAAAACACGCGCCGAGACGGACAGAUUGUUUUGUCCAAGGCACACUUUUACAUUUUGCUCACACAGACACACAGUCGGUCUCCCCCCUAAGUUUUUCUUUGUGGUUAUUUAUUGUUUGUAUGCUCUCUUGUUUGGAUUUCCGAUAAUAAAGUAUUUGACGAACUCUUA
Molecule: messenger RNA, 1285 nt
Organism: Hippocampus comes (tiger tail seahorse)
Lineage: Eukaryota; Metazoa; Chordata; Actinopteri; Syngnathiformes; Syngnathidae
Product: claudin-11-like
Exons: 3
Coding region: 337-1020 (227 amino acids)
Cellular component (GO): membrane; bicellular tight junction
Molecular function (GO): structural molecule activity
Source: RefSeq, a predicted model, not a curated record